GACUGUUCCUUGUAGUGCCGCCGGGACCGUUGGCAAGUGGGAGUGCGUAGCGACUUCCGUACUACUCGAGCCGCAGGCGCUGCGAGCCGAAGAGCAGAGCACGCGGGCCAGUCAACAUGUCGCGAUACGGGCGGUAUGGAGGAGAAACCAAGGUGUAUGUUGGUAACCUGGGAACUGGUGCUGGCAAAGGAGAGUUAGAAAGGGCUUUCAGUUACUAUGGUCCCUUAAGAACUGUGUGGAUUGCCAGAAAUCCUCCGGGAUUUGCCUUUGUGGAAUUUGAAGAUCCUAGAGAUGCAGAAGACGCAGUACGAGGACUGGAUGGGAAGGUGAUUUGUGGUUCUCGAGUGAGGGUUGAACUAUCAACAGGCAUGCCUCGGAGAUCUCGUUUUGAUAGACCACCUGCCCGACGUCCCUUUGAUCCCAAUGAUAGAUGCUAUGAGUGUGGCGAAAAGGGACAUUAUGCUUAUGAUUGUCAUCGCUAUAGCCGACGAAGAAGAAGCAGGUCACGGUCUAGAUCACAUUCUCGAUCCAGAGGAAGGCGAUAUUCUCGCUCACGCAGCAGGAGCAGGGGACGGAGGUCAAGAUCAGCAUCUCCUCGACGAUCAAGAUCGGUGUCUCUUCGUAGAUCGAGAUCGGCUUCACUCAGAAGAUCUAGGUCUGGUUCUAUAAAAGGAUCGAGAUCCCGUUCGAGAUCAAGAUCAAGGUCCAGGUCUCUUUCACGACCAAGAAGCAGCCGAUCAAAGUCCAGAUCUCCAUCUCCAAAAAGAAGUCGUUCCCCAUCAGGAAGUCCACGCAGAAGUGCAAGUCCUGAAAGAAUGGACUGAAGUUCUCAAGUUCACCUUUUAGGGAAAAGUUAUUUUGUUUACAUUAUUAUAAGGGAUUUUGUGAUGUCUGUAAAGUGUGACCUAGGGAGGAUUUUUCAACCAUCUAAUCAAAAUCAAUCUGGAUUAUUACUCUGUAAAUUCACAGCAGUAAGAUAAUGUUUUUGUUGAAUGUAUUAACAUCUUAUGGUCUGAAAAUGUGGGUUUUUAUUUGGCACAUUUAAAUAAAAUGUUUCUAACUAGUAUUUUGAUUUGUGUGCAAUAUUAAUACUUUCCGAUUUGGUAAACAUCAGGUGUCAGACUUGAUAAUUGUUAUUAACCAUAUUUAUACAGACAUUUGAAGUUUAAUGGUGUUAAGUCUUGAACAUCAUUAACUGAUCUAUACCUAACACUUGGUCAGGAUCUUAAGGGACUUUGAAAAUCCCAUUUUACCCUUGCAGCUUUGGGUAAGAUGAUCUUGAGUCCCCUGUAAUAGCAUGAAUGCAUCAUAACAAAUCCCUAGACUAUUUGAAGUUUGGUGUUACUAGAUAUUUCCAAACUAAUGAUCUCACAGUCUGUCAAGCUAGAGGGACCACUGAUUUACCUAUAAAUGAGCAUGGCAGGAACAAAGCAAAGUUUACUGAAAGUAAAUGUGGUAUUGGGAGAAACUGAUUUCUGGAGGCUGUAAAGUAGCUAAUUGAAGGUUUCAGGUUAUUAAACGGGGAUGGUUUCUACUCAAUGUUCUUUUGAUUCUUUGCUUUCAAACAGCCAACUUUAUAUUUAAAAAAUGCAUGUUUGAGGACUUGUUUGAAUUUGAAACAAAACAUUGUAAACCAGCUUUGCAAAAUUUUCCAGUCCAGAUACACUUCUAUUCCUUUGAAUGGAUUGCCUUACUCUGUGCAAAGAUUAAUAUCCAAGCUAGAUUUUGCAGUUCCUGACAACCAACAUUCAUCCUCCUAUUUUGCCAAGCUGGUACAAAGUAAAGUUGUUAAUUUAAUGUUAAUGAGACUAACACAGUUUGUAAAUCUUACACAUUUACCAACACUUCAUAUAUAACUAAGUUUUUUUGGUAGUGUCUGGUAGAGCUUAGAAUGGUAUAGCCAGUACGUUCUUGUUCAGACUUUAAAUGUUAAGUAAGUAUAAUAGGGCAGUAACAGUUACUUUUGAGAGUUUUCUGGACAAGCUUUUUACUAUAUUCUCUAACCUUGGUGUGAAAACAAAAGUACAGGAAUCUGCCCUAAGAAAAUGAACAUUUUCUUAGGCUUUUUCAACAAAAACAUUGGAUAGUAUUGCCAUUUGAGAAUAUUGGUCUGCCUCAAAUUUGGUGGUCUGAGUGAGUGAUCACUAUUAUGUUGGAAAUCAUUUGGAUUCUUUGUUUUUGGAAUAUGACAACAUGGUUGGUAUAAAACUGUAAUUGGCAGGCUUAUUUAUCUGUUGCACUUGGUUAGCUUUAAUUGUUCUGUAUUAUAUAAAGAUAAGUUUGCUCAACAAUAAAUCUGCAGAGAUUGAAUAAAUAAUCCUCAUACUCAAUUUUUGGAAGUCUGGGCUCUGAGCCAAAAGUACAAAUCAAUUCUGUAGCUUUUAAGGGUGGGUAACAAGUAGCAUUCUAGAAAUCAGUCUGAAAAGAUAAUGCUAAUGAAGUAGGGGUAGAGUUAAAAGGGUUUUCAGAAACAGUUCUGCUACCCUUAGAGAGAAGGGAGUAUUGGUCAGCAGCUUUAGUAUUCAAGUGCAACUUGACCCUUUUGUUUUGUACUUUACAUCAAAACGAUGCUUUUUCCCUGUUCUAAAUCAUUGUGACUGCUUAGUUUUAAAUUGAUCAUUACUGACUUGAAAAGUGCUGCUCUAUAUUCAUUUAAAAUUUUCAGUCUAGCAUGAUUGGUAGCUAAUCAUGCAUGUGUUGAGCACUUUUAAAGACGUAUUUUGGCUAUUUUACUUGGCAUAGAGGAAUAAAUAUUGCAUACCCUGUCCUCAGUGAUGAUUCCUCAUUGAACUAUUAAGUGACAAUGGUGCUAUUUUGAUUUGUACUCUACUGAAGACAGAAUACUGAGGAGGUAUUGAAAUAACAUCAGUUUGAGAUUGGUAAAGUGGGGUUGGAUUUUGAUUUUCAUCUGGACUAUGGACAUAUAAAAGAACAUGAUCUUUCUAUAGGACUGGACUGGAAGGUAUAAACCUGAUAAACUGGCAAAAAGUUGUAGAAAGUGAAGGAAAAUGGCAAAUGCAUAAUCUAGAAGUUGAAUGCAUACAUAGCUGGAAAGAUCAGGCAAAAAGUACUAUACAAGGCUGGUUUUGGAGUAGAGGGUGAUGAGAACCAAAAAUAAGGGUGAAAUAGAUUGGAUACUUCAUUAUAAAAAAACCACAAUUUUUGAUUUUUUUGAAACCAGGUCUCCAAAGCCCAGACUAGCCUUGAAACCCUCCUGUUUUUGUCUGCUGCAGUCCUGGUGUUUGGUGUGUGCACUGUGCCCAGCUCAGAACUUCAGGCAAUUUCAAAGCUUGUAGGAAGUAAUUGUUUUGACCAUGAUUGCAGCAGACCAAGUCAGGUAAAAACAGCAAAUGUGAGUUUUUCACAUUUGUCUGUUUACUUUAGUGGAAUUGUCAAAAUCAUAAAUUUAGCCUCCAUAGUGAUAAUAGUGUUUUUAUCACCACUUUACAGAACAGGACUCAAGAUUGCUAAUUUAGUCAGCAGUCUGACUAAAUUCACCUGGUGGGAAGUAGGGAGUUUCAUAAAUCCUACCUGUGGUUUCAAACCUGUCUGGGUCUUGCUAUGUUACUAGGCUGUUCUGCGAUUACUGGGGUUCAAGUGAUUUUGCCUCAUCCUCUUGAGUAGUUGGAACUACUCUGGUGUGCACUACCAUGCCCAGCUAUCUUUUUUUUUUUUA
Molecule: messenger RNA, 3676 nt
Organism: Castor canadensis (American beaver)
Lineage: Eukaryota; Metazoa; Chordata; Mammalia; Rodentia; Castoridae
Gene: Srsf7
Product: serine and arginine rich splicing factor 7
Molecular function (GO): zinc ion binding; RNA binding
Source: RefSeq, a predicted model, not a curated record